UGUGUGUAUAACUCAACAGUUGAAAUAACUUGUAUACCAAGAGUUGAGAUCCUUUGCAAAAUACAAAUAAUAAAGUAAUCCACAACUUUAAAUUAAAACCCAUUCAAUGGCAUCCCGACACGUCAUCCCCGUUACCCAUAUUAGAGCCAAAAGGCGAAGGCACCUCUACACCACACUCUUCAGAAGGGGAAACAAGAAGACAAAAACAUCUCUCUUCACAUGACUCGCACCUUCCGGUUCCUAGUCGGCGUCAACUCGUCGGUGACAACUCCAACCACCGCGAAUGCUACAGAAAACCUUACUAACUCCACCACGGUGCAACCCCCCGCCGUGGACUCCGACUUCGUGGUUAUCCUGGCCGCUAUCCUCUGCGCCCUAAUCUGUGUGCUUGGACUCAUAGCUGUCGCACGCUGCGCCUGGCUCCGUCGCAUCUCGUCUGCCGCCGGAAUGACCGGGAAUUCUUCUCAGCUGCCUCAUCCUUCGUCCAACAAGGGGCUUAAGAAGAAGAUCCUGCGGUCCUUACCUAAGACCACCUUCUCGGCGGAGUCUUCAACGAAAUUCCCCGACUGCGCGAUCUGCUUGGCGGAGUUCGUGGAAGGGGACGAGAUCCGUGUGCUGCCGCAGUGCGGCCACGCCUUCCACGUGUCCUGCAUCGACACUUGGCUGGGGUCUCACUCGUCUUGUCCUUCAUGCCGGAAGAUACUAGUGGUGACUCGUUGCCAGAAAUGUGGCGGCGUACCUGGUGCCAGCUCCGGUGCUGAAACGGAGGCCAGAAUGAAGGAGAGCGAAGAUGAUGGCAAUAGGUUCUUGCCUUAGCCUCUUAAGCUCUUGCUUGAUUUGAAUUUAAAAAAAUUAGUAUUUGAUAUUAGAUUAGGAUGUGUAACUAUUUAAGAGAUCGUUAGGAAAUUGAAAAAAUGUGUGUGUAAUUUGAUUUGGUGGAUGUGUAGAUUGUGUACAUGUUUGUAAUGUAAUUGCAUUGGAAGCUCUCUGUAAAAGCAACAUUCGCAUACAAGAAGAAAUGAAAAUUUACUACCUACCUCUGGA
Messenger RNA from Tripterygium wilfordii, 1044 nucleotides. Its product is annotated as RING-H2 finger protein ATL80-like. Lineage: Eukaryota; Viridiplantae; Streptophyta; Magnoliopsida; Celastrales; Celastraceae. The coding region runs from base 220 to 816 and encodes 198 amino acids. The transcript has a single exon. The record is from RefSeq and is a predicted model, not a curated record.